GAACGCAACGCAGCAAUGGCUGGCCGUUAUGGCUGGCCUAUCGAUCGUCGCAGACAGUACGCGCCCGGCCGCGGAGCGCAACACCCGUGCAAAUAGUUCGCGUUUCGUGUCACGCAGACUAACCCUACGUCUACACACGAUCUGCGAGACGGUGGAAACGCGUGUUCAGUUUUAAAAAGUUGAGCAUACAGUAAAACAAAAUGGCGGCGUUCGUGGCCAAGCAGAUGGUGGGCAACAAGUUAAGCGCCGUCAAAGGCGCGGUCGGUGGCGACGGAGAUGACAGCGACGACAAGGAGAAGGAAGAGGAGGCGGAACGCGAACGACAGGAGGCCAUCCGCGAGGCGGAGGAGCGGCGCAAGGAGAAACACCGCAAGAUGGAGGAGGAGAGAGAGAAGAUGCGUCAGGAGAUAAGGGAUAAGUACAAAAUCCCCAAGAAAGAGGAAGUGGUGGAACAACAGCAACAGGAGCCCGACAAUCCCCUCAUGAGGAAGAAGAAGACGCCCGAGGAGCUCGCGGCCGAGGCGGAGCUAGAAGACCAGGAUGAAUUUACUAAAUUGAAAAACACCAUUGAAACGCAAGUUAACGAACUAAAAUCGCAGAUCGAGAGUAAGUGCGUGAUGCAGUGAGCGCACAGCGCUGGCGCCGGCGACAAGAUGGCUGCCGUUGCAAAAUGGCCGCCACCACAAAAUGGCCGCCACAUGGCGCCACGUUUAUUAUUAUAUUAACCGAAUACAUGAUGUAGCUGUGCUAAGGUCACUGUUACGAUGUUUCACCCAAACACAUCUCCAUCCCGCCCAGGACGAUUUCGUUCGGAUAAUCAUUCGCGCUCAAAUUCGUAGGAGAGAUUCGAAUUCUAAAUUUUUUCGGAACGUAGUUUGCUAGAGGCGCGUUGGUGCUUGAUAAUAAGCAAUAAUAUUUUUAUACAUUCAUAAAAGUUAAUGUGAGCCCUCGAUCAACCGAUAUGUAUUUAAAGCGCGUUCCAGCAAGGUCAAAAAGUCAUUGCCGCAGCGGCGCUCGUGCGUAAGCGUGCGUGCCGUGCGUGAUCCGUGCGUGCGUGCGCGUGCACGCACCGCGUCGCGGCGGCUCGUGUGAAAUGUGAAACAUACCAGUUUUAUAUGUUGACGCUUGUGAUAUAUUGUUAUUUAAGUGUAAAGAGGAAAUAAUAUAAAUACAACUAGACGAAACGGUGUAUUAUUAUUAAAGAGGGAAAUAUGUAAUAUAGGAAGACUUAGCACGCGUGUAGUUGUUUCAAUACUCGACUGUGUUUACGAUACUUCUCUCUCUCUGCCAGCGGCUACAUUGAAAUAACAAUGUAUUAGUUCUUUACGAAUAUUUGUUUCAUCCAAAUUCCCCGGCCUCUGUCGGUCCGCUCCUUCGCGACUUCAACUAUUGCCUCGACUCUCUUGCAUGCGUGCUUUUGCAGUGUUACUCGGUGUUGUGUCUGUGUAAUCAGUUUAGGUGUACCUGUAACCGACCUAGCCUUAUUGUCCACAUCGAACAUAUAAUAGGAACCGCGCGGAUCGCCGCCCUUGUCCAUUUUGUUCUGCAUGCCUUUAAUAUAAGAUCGAUGUUCGUUUAGAGUAAUGUAAAGUUGUAGAUAUCAGAGACCUACAUAUCGCGUUUACGUUCACGCACGCGACGGUCGAAUCUAAUGUUUUAUCGAUGUUUUAAUGCUUAGGGAUAUAAUGUUACGUAGUGAGAGCGAAUUCUUCGAGCGAUCUUGCCCUUUGGUGCGACAGUUUGAACACUUUGUAUGGCGAAGUAGGACCGAGAAGGACACAGAGCCGGUUGUUCGGAUAAUUAUCUCCACGUAUAACGCUGCAAAUGCAAAAGAUUUGUUAUCGUCAAAAGCUGUGAUAUAUAAAUAAUAAACAAACGCUAGGCCGGCGCCGAGCGAAACACUUGUCUGGUAAUAGAUUCUUCGACUAUCACGCAUACCGGUCUCUCUUCUAGGACUGUGAUCUCUUCGCAUUCGAUCAGCACAUCAUGUAUUUCCACUAAAACAGCGUUCAUCCGUUCUAUAACAUCACGCUUUAGAUCUAAACUAUCAUUUCUUUCUACUUCCUUUCUGCGUUUCCUUUAAGUACCUAUCUAUACUGUAUUCUGGUCAAUUAUAUCCUACCUUCAAUAUCUAUUGCGAAAUCAGAAAUAUUAUUCAAUAUACACACACAUGUAAAUAUUAAAAUACAACAAUAAUUUCUGAUUAUUUAUCGAGAAUGCUACUCUAUUUUCUGAUGUAUAAGAAUCAAUAUUUUCUCGCACUCUACUGCACACAUAUGUAUAUUUUCAUAGCUUGUUUCGAUAGGACCUAAUUUCGAGCACGCAUAGCCAUAGCUCUUGCAACAUGAAUAUGAAACCACAUUAUUAUGUCCCGAUACAUUGAUCUCUCGGACAAUUGAUGGGCAUCGCUUCUCUGAGCUCCCGUCCAAUCUUGCAAACAUCACUCUCUUAAAACUAAGGUAUAUCUUUGUAUUUCACGUUGUAUGUGUGACUAGCUUAGGUUUAUCAUCGGAUGUGAGAUUUUUCGGACCAAAUUAAAUGACAGGUAAGAAGUUCUUAUGUCGAUGAUUUUAUGAACUCUCUGCCGUCAUUUAGUUUUGCCCCUAAAAUCCAAUGUCUGUUAAUCAUAUUACAACAGAUAGUUCUAUGUAUGUGCAUGGCAAUCAUAGUUAAAGGUUGUUUGUAGCUAUUCGGAAUAAACAAUAAUAGAUAUAAGAUUCAGUCGGACCUGUCGAUUUUGAUAUCAUUUUGACACGACCAAUGUUCCAAAGUUCACCUCUGAGCUCUCCUUGUAUCUUAAUGUUAGUUGCCACUUCUAUAUCAAGAAGCUAUCGAGUAUAUAUACCUAUAUAUAUAGUUCCCUUGUCUGUGCGUCUAUCUUCGAUCUAAUAGUAGGUAGUUUCUAGCCUGUGCUCUUCGUUGUUGAUUCCCGUUUAAUGUAGUAAUAGUGCUAGCAGAAGGAUUAUUUUGGUACGUAGACUUGACUAUCGCUACUGUCACUAAUGUAAAACUAUAAAAGACAAAUCAAAUUAUUUUCAAUUAUGAUUUGUGCUGUUUUAAUAAUAGAUUGCAUAUGCUGAGGAAAUUGGGACGGGUACUGAGCUGAAUGGCCUAGGAGUUAUUACGGAUACUAACGAUGAAGAUGCUACAAGUUCGAUACUAGCCUUGCAUAGUCGGACCACGCUAAGUUUUCCUGCCAAGUGCUACGUCAAGUAUGGCACUUCUAUGAGAUAUUUAUCAUGGUUGCUAUUUAGAAGGUCACUUUUUCUUUAGUAUAUGCCAUCUAUUUCAGUUAAAUUAGGUCUGACGCGACUUGCAUGAAGAAAAUAGUUAAGUGUGAGCUCUUAACGUGUGAAUCAGUGUCGUUCUCUCUUCAAUUCGUCUUUUAUUUUCUCUUUUUUUUAUAAAAAAUAUAUUAUAUUAGGAAUAUUAAAACCGGUCACUCACGUAAGUUAAUAAUUGCUCGACAUGUUUCGCUUCACAACGAGAUUCUUUAACGGCCCGCAGUCUUCGUCGGUCCGCCAACGCAUGCUCCCGUUGAAGAAUGCGAAACAUUUUGAGCAACUAUAGCCUGAGUGACAUGUUUUAAUAUAUCUAAUAUGUCUGUGUGUCACGGAAGUUUUGGUUUUUAAAAUAAAUUAUUAUAUUUAACGCUGCGGCUAUCUGUGUGUCUGUAUAAGCUUUCGAUGUUCAAUGUAUAGUUUAUUGUAAUUAGAUUAUAUGCUUAACUGCGCAUAUUGUAAAGGAAUUUGGGUGAUAUCAAAUGGUUGUUGCAUUACAAGUACAAUACGAGGUACCAAGUUAUUGCAUAAGGUUACAGCGGCGAGGUUAUAUAUAUUUAGACCAGGGCCAACCUGGCCUAAAAUACCUUCUAUACUGUACAUCACUGCAUCGAACAUGUCUUUCCCACUGUCUUUCAAAUCGUAGUAAAUAAAUAAACUUACAUACAGAUUGAUUGCACACUCACAGAUAAAACUUAUACCAACUCUUUUCUUUUAUAUUAAAAAAUAUAGUGCAUUUAUAAAGAGGUUUAUACAAGGUAGAUGUGUAGUUUAGUCAUAAUUGUACGUUAUUUAUUAAAAAACAAAUUCCUUUUCACGCAUUUAGCUACGUUUUAGGCCCAGGAUUCUGACCAACUAUAGAUUUUCUCAGCGAUCAGUUGAUAGAUUGAUUGAUCUUAUGACUUUCGUACUCAGGGUAAAAUAUAUAUUUACUAUGAAUAAUUAUUGUUGUCUAUUUAUAUAUGUUUUUUUAGAUGAUUUAGGUGGGAGUGACUUUUUGGCCUGCAUAGGCUUCCUGUCCUUAAAAGUGAUAGUUUUUCUUGAAUUUAUUAAUGUUCCUUGCCCUGUAUAGGGUGAAUCUUUCACUGUUGUUCUUUCCUUAGAGGAGUUAUGAAAUGGUAGACUUAUACAAUUUAAUACAAACCUUGUUAACAAUUUAUUGAUAAAUGAACAUAAUUAUUAUAGUUGCGAGUAGAUUAGGAUCUGCCACGGGUAUAGACACAUUUAUAACAUUUCACUGUUACUUCGUAUACCCUGCCCAUUGUAUUAAAGCCAAAGACCUUGUUUCAACAUAAAAAAAAUUACUAUUUUAAAUGGCUGGCUACUUUGGACGGAGUAUAUUUUAAUAUUUUAGCGUGUUUUCCUUCGUAGUCUUCUAUCUCAACACACUCUAGUUAAAAUGUUACAAAUGUGUCACCUCUUUGAACACUUAGGAUCCGGUUGUUUAGUCAUUUGAAAAAUGCCAUUAUAUACCAUAGACUAAAGAUUAUUCAAAUGAAGACUCAAUCGGCAGCAUUCUGCGUGUCUAUGAACUGUAAUUUCCCUUCUAACGUACGUCUUUACUAGCACAUUAAAAUGUUCCUUUUAUAAAAUUAUUUACUUUUUUAACAAUUAUGGCCUGGACGCGAGUCCUUUAAACCAAGUUUUUGUAUUGAAUUCAUUAUUUAAAAGAGACAUUUUUAUGUCGGUAAAUGCUACGCUAAAGGUACGGUAUGCAGUCCUGGACACCAAAGACAAAUAGUAAUAGAUGAAUUUAGAGACAACGACACAAUCGAACACACACGAGAGCUUCGACACACGCCAAUUUUACUUUAUCAUAGAUAUAUAAUUACGUUAUGUUCUGACGUUACUCGCAGUAUAGAGAGAAUUUUUAAAAGCAAAGAACUGACUGUUAAAGUGCCACACACAUUUUGCGCUUGUUUCUUUUUUCUCUAUAUUGUUCUUUUUUUUCAGGUCAUAAAAUAAGGCACAGGGAAAUGGGAGGAUGGAUUAAACUGCCACAGCGAAAGCUGAUAAAUGUCUGUAUAACUAAAUUUUGUCCGUCUGUUUCCCUACGCUCUUGUUAUUUUUAGAAUAGUUAUUAUUGGCCAAGAUCACUGAUAGAAGGUUAGUUUUUAAUAUUAGUGACAACUAGUGUUAAAUCGCAAGUUAACCGUAAAAAAAGUGUAAAGACAAAAAAAAUCUUUGAUCGACCACUUCGCGUGGUCUGGCAUGUUGUAUUGUUAUAAAACGAUUAACGAAGGUUAGUAGAUUACAUUAAACUUAGGAUUUAUGGAUGAAAAACGAAAAAAGGGGUUAAUAAUAUUGUUGAAAAUGUUUUUAGGUAAUUGAUAAUUGGAUUGAGCUUUUGUGAAACCGCGUUGUUGAGAAUAAUUUUGGUUUCGUUUGCAAUUGGCUGUACAAACCGCCAAUCGGUAAUCGUCUCUAUCGUUAAAGGGAUACGGUUUAGUUUCACGGUUCACGUAGUGUAGGCUUCGCCUUUUUGUGUCCCAUGCUGUUAUGUUUCAGAGGUCCCAUUAUUAGUUAUGUAUAAAGUUUAGAGGUAGGGGUUUUCAGCUGCCGCGGGCGACUGAAAAUGUUCUACCUAACAUGUUGUUAAAUAAUAAAUAACUACAUUGUACCACCA
Messenger RNA from Cydia strobilella, 5907 nucleotides. RefSeq names its product complexin (gene cpx). The record is from RefSeq and is a predicted model, not a curated record. NCBI's taxonomy places the organism in Eukaryota, Metazoa, Arthropoda, Insecta, Lepidoptera, Tortricidae. The transcript has 6 exons. Gene Ontology annotation, biological process: neurotransmitter transport; regulation of neurotransmitter secretion; synaptic vesicle exocytosis. The coding region runs from base 201 to 626 and encodes 141 amino acids. Gene Ontology annotation, cellular component: terminal bouton; SNARE complex. Gene Ontology annotation, molecular function: syntaxin binding.